Messenger RNA from Ambispora gerdemannii, 1461 nucleotides. NCBI's taxonomy places the organism in Eukaryota, Fungi, Glomeromycota, Glomeromycetes, Archaeosporales, Ambisporaceae. The record is from the annotation of a GenBank genome assembly.
AUGGCGAAUCCACUAGUGUUAAAAGUGAAAAUGCACGGACCUAUGUCCGGCCAUGCUAAUGGACAACUCUCAUUUGAAGGCGAUUCGUUGUUUUUGGAACAUGAGGAUGGGCAGAAAGUCACUGCGAUGCAUUGGCAUCCUCUACCAAGCUUAUACAUUCUUUUCGUCGCAUACGACCAAUCGCACAAAGUCGUCGUGGACUGUCUUCUCCCAAAAGAAACCAGCAAGAAUCUAAAACAGAAGUCCUUUAUCUUUGAUCCUCUUGAUCAUGAUGCCGCGAAAUCGUGGGCUGAGGCAAUGAAUGCUGAAGUUUAUAAAGGUAUCAAAAAAUCGAAACAUUUAAAGGUGAUCAUAAAUCCAUUCAGUGGCACUGGAAAAGCUAAAAAGAUUUAUGAGAGUCAAGUUCGACCGAUAUUUGAGAAGGCUCAAUGUACUUUCGAUGCCAUAUACACAGAACAAAGAAACCACGCGCGAGAUCUCGCAAAAAGCUUAGAUUUGAGCACGUUCGAUGCCAUAGUUGUGAUUAGCGGAGACGGCAUAGUUCACGAGGUAGUAAAUGGACUAUUGACACGAGACGAUGGAAAGCAUCUGGAUAUCCCAUUGGGUGUUAUUCCAGGAGGAAGUGGGAAUGCACUAAGCAUCUGUCUAUUGGGAGAAACGAAAGGACUGAGCCCUUCACAUGCUGCACUUAAUGUAAUUAAAGGGAAGCCACUUAAAGCUGAUGUGUGUUCAGUUCAACAAGGAGAUACCCGUUAUUUCUCUUUUCUAUCACAGAGUUUCGGUAUCAUUGCGGACUUGGAUAUAGGAACUGAACAUUUGAGAUGGAUGGGCGAUACUCGAUUUACAUAUGGCUCACUAAAAUGUAUCAUGCAAGGCCGUCGAUACCCAUGCGAACUUGCGGUAAAACUCAGCGAAAAAGAUCUUUCGGUAAUAAAAGAACAAUAUCGAAACUCAUAUAAUAACAACGAAUCAUCAACAAAUGAAAAUAAUAAUAGCACUACUGAAAACGACAUCAGCGAUACAAAUAAUCAUGUGUACGGCAGCAUUGUAGAUGUGUACGGCAGCAUCAAUGACCCAGUUCCUGAUGACUGGUCCGUCUUCACCGACGAUAUUUGUUUAUUCUACGCGGGCAAAGCGCCUUGGAUGUCAAAAGGAGCACUUUUCUUUCCGUGUGCUUUGCCAGCUGAUGGAAACGUGGAUAUGUGUAUUGGGUGGAAAGAUAAGCUGACGAAAUUUCAGUCUAUUGAAGUCCUUGGAAAGAUUGAUAAAGGGACUCAUAUAGAUACGAAGAUGAUUGAUUAUUAUAAAGUGAAAGCAUACAGAGUAACGCCAAAAUCUCAAGAAGGCAUAAUCAGCAUCGAUGGUGAAAAAGUUCCGUUUUCCCCGUUUCAGGUGGAAGUUCACGAGAAACUAGUCAAUUUCCUGAGCGUGGACGGAAAAUAUGUCCCAUCUGGGGUAUAA